Messenger RNA from Otolemur garnettii (small-eared galago), 1631 nucleotides. It is a transcript of the gene CHIT1, whose product is annotated as chitinase 1. The transcript has 11 exons. The record is from RefSeq and is a predicted model, not a curated record. Lineage: Eukaryota; Metazoa; Chordata; Mammalia; Primates; Galagidae. Gene Ontology annotation, cellular component: extracellular region. Bases 26 to 1426 code for a protein of 466 amino acids. Gene Ontology annotation, biological process: chitin catabolic process; carbohydrate metabolic process. Gene Ontology annotation, molecular function: chitinase activity; chitin binding.
CCAGAGCCUGAGGCUGAGCUGCACCAUGGCGUGGUCCGUGACCUGGGCAGGUUUCCUGGUGUUGCUGGCGGUUCAAUGGGGCUCUGCUGCAAAAUUGAUCUGCUACUUCACCAACUGGGCCCAAUACAGAGAGGGGGCAGCUCGCUUCUUGCCCAAGGAUGUGGACCCCAGCCUGUGCACCCACCUCAUCUAUGCCUUUGCCGGCAUGAACAAUCACCAGCUCAGCACCAUUGAAUGGAAUGACGAGGCCCUCUACCAGGAGUUCAACGGCCUGAAGAAGAUGAAUCCUAAGCUGAAGACCCUGUUAGCCUUAGGGGGCUGGAACUUUGGCACUCAGAAGUUCACAGAUAUGGUGGCCACUCCCAACAACCGCCAGAUUUUCAUCAGCUCAGCCAUCAAGUUUCUGCGCAAAUAUGGUUUUGAUGGCCUUGACCUUGACUGGGAAUACCCAGGAAGCCGGGGUAGCCCUGCUGUGGACAAAGAGCGCUUCACAGCCCUGGUGCAGGAGUUGGCCAACGCCUUCCAGCAGGAAGCCCAGACCUCAAACAAGGAUCGACUCCUCCUGAGUGCAGCUGUCCCGGCCGGGCAAGCCUAUGUGGAUGCUGGAUAUGAAGUGGACAAAAUUGCCCAGAACUUGGAUUUCAUCAGCCUUAUGGCCUAUGACCUCCAUGGCUCCUGGGAGCAGGUCACAGGACAUAACAGCCCCCUCUAUAAGAGGCAGGGAGAGAGUGGUGCCGCAGCCAAACUCAAUGUGGACGCUGCCGUACAAUACUGGCUGAAGAGGGGGACUCCUGCCGAUAAACUGAUCCUGGGCAUGCCUACCUACGGACGAUCCUUCACUCUGGCUUCCUCAUCAGACACCAGAGUGGGGGCCCCAGCCACAGGGCCUGGCACCCCUGGCCCCUUCACCAAGGAAGGAGGGUUUCUGGCUUACUAUGAGGUCUGCUCCUGGAAGGGGGCCACUGAACGCAGAAUCCAGGACCAGAAGGUGCCCUACGUUUUCCAGAACAACCAGUGGGUAGGCUUUGAUGAUGUAGACAGCUUCAAAGCCAAGGCUGCCUAUCUGAAGCAGAAGGGACUGGCUGGGGCCAUGGUCUGGGCACUGGACUUGGACGACUUUGCUGGCUCCUUCUGCAGCCAGGGCCGAUACCCCCUCAUCCAGACACUACAGCAAGAACUGAGUGGUCAGUAUGUGCCUUCAGGCCCCUCAGAACCUGAAGUUCAAGAACAGGAUGUGCCCUCUGAACCUGAGCAUGGCCCCAGCCCUGGACAUGACACUUUCUGCAAGAGCAAGACUGAUGGGCUCUACCCUAACCCUCAGGAAAGGUCCAGCUUUUACAGCUGUGCAGGGGGACAGCUAUUCCUGCAAAACUGCCCAACAGGCCUGGUAUUCAGCUCCUCCUGCAAAUGCUGCACCUGGAAUUGAAUCUCCAAGGCCUCUCCAGCCCCAACCCCAAGGCUGGGCCUGGGGCCACUCCACAGCCUGUCUCCUCAGCCUUCCUGGGAACCACAGUUGGCUCUGCAGGCCUCUAUAUGGUCUUUCCAUAUCCAGAUUUUCUGCUCUCAGCCUUAACUUACUUUUUCAUGAGUCUUCUUGGCUUCCCCUUUCACUUGAAAAAUAAAUCUUUGGU